Messenger RNA from Bemisia tabaci, 1786 nucleotides. Its product is annotated as protein D2. The record is from RefSeq and is a predicted model, not a curated record. NCBI's taxonomy places the organism in Eukaryota, Metazoa, Arthropoda, Insecta, Hemiptera, Aleyrodidae.
GGUUUAGUCUCACAAUCAUAAUAUAUUUAUCUCUGUAUACAGUGACGCUAACAUUUACAAACCGCGAGGAGUACUAAGAAGAGAGUAUCGAACUAUUAUACUGCGACUAUAUAGGGAGAGUGGAACUGCAUUUAACCACGCUCGAGUUCAAAAUUUAUUUAUAAAAAAAUUUAGUGUUAGUGGAACGCGACGCGCAGGAAGAAUGAUGACGAGCCAGCGUUAGGCUGCUUCAAUUAAAACAAGCACUGGCGUCGAAAGUCAAAAGAAGAUGGGGAAAAAAACAUUUUCACCGCGAUCGAUUCGUGCGAACAUGACUAAUAACUUACUCUUACGCUUGCGCACCGCUUGCGAUUUCAGUGAGCAAAUCGCCGCACCUGAAAUCCACGCAGCGCUGUUUCGAUGGCUCUGUUGAGCUCUUACAUUAUAUUUCUGUGGUUUAAAUUUAGUAUAAGUGAUCAGACUCAAACUUUUAGAAUAUGCAGCAAAAUUUCCAGUCUUAAUCAAAAAUCUUAACUUUUAUUAUGUUUUAAAAAACUUGCAUCACUUGGUUUAAUUUCAACUUUAUCCGUAAGAUCGUGGUUUAGAAUGAGGUAUCCUGCGAAGUUAUUGAUGAUUUCACAAUGUAAAAUUACUAACCCUUGUUCAUAAGUGCAUCGUUCCUGAAAAUGUUCAGGAGUCUCACCAGCAUAAUAUAUUUAUCUCUGUAUGCAGUGACACUAACAUUUACAAACCGUGCUCCUCGAAGAUCAACGGGUGAUAUUCUUGACAGAUUACAAGAAGCUGACAUUGUGGAUGACAUAAUUCAAAGAGCUCCUUAUGAGCCAUUAGAGGUUCAUCAUGAAAAUUGGACCGUUGAUUUCGGAAACGAAUUACCCAUACAAGCCUUUGACAUGCAACCGCAGGUCAGGUGGCCCGCUCCAAAUGGAACAAUGUAUACAUUGGUUGUUGUAGGACCAGACGUACCCCACAGAGACAAGCCCGAACAGAGAGAUUGGCUUCACUGGCUUUUGGGGAAUUUACACAAUAACGACACAACGAGUGGUGAAUCACGCGCGGAUUAUAUUGGAAUAGAGAGACCUUUAUAUCAACCUGGAACGCAUCGAAUCGUUUACCUUUUAUACAAGCACCAGGAUAAUCAAGAGGUGUUUUUCUUUGCCUCAGUUAUCAAAGAACGAGAAGAUUUUUUCGAUCGAUCAUUCUUCACAUGUAAUCUUCUGAGUAGAGAGCACAACUUUAAAAACCCACUUGUAAAUUUUGCUUUAGUCACCGUCGGUUAAUAUAGGACGAAAGACCAUGUACAAACGGUCAUUUUUUUCACCAAUUUUCUUCGCUCGACUGCACGAGCUUAUUCACCCAGAAGCUGUAAAUUUCUGCUAUGUCGUGGUUCCGUGAAUUCCUCGGUCAAUCAAAGAUGUGGUGUGAUUUUAGCGGUCAAUGCGUCGCUACUCUGUCGUAAGGGGUAUCCAGUGGCGUGGCUUGCUUUGCGAUCUAUCGAUAUUUCCCCAUUUGAAGUUGUGGUAAAUAAUCGAUUAUUAAGGUGUUCGUUGCAAACAUCCUGUUUAUCGAUACUUUUCCAUAGGUUUAAAUGACCGCGAUCAACCGAUAUAUUGCAAAGCACACCACGCCACUGGACGCAUCUCAAUUUCUACGUGAGCCCUGGAACACAUAAAGUCUUACGGAGAGCAGGGCUCUCGUUGAAAUUGAGAUACGCCCUUAAGCCCGAGGAGUAACGAAUUUUGUGAUAUUAGUUUUUACAAUAAAACUACACUAAUCUGGUGUAAAGGUA